Messenger RNA from Adineta ricciae, 867 nucleotides. The record is from the annotation of a GenBank genome assembly. NCBI's taxonomy places the organism in Eukaryota, Metazoa, Rotifera, Eurotatoria, Adinetida, Adinetidae.
AUGAAUGUAGUUAAGAAUGAUGAAAAUGAUCAAUCUGUUGUGCGAAUCUGCACGUUUAAUUUACGCCAUGAUGACAUGGAUCAUAACACACGAAAUGCAUGGGAACAACGACGACCAAUUGUUCACCAGUGUCUUCGGAAUAUGCAACCAACUAUCAUUGGAACACAAGAAGGCAUUCCACAAUAUCACAAUGACAUUCUAGUUGAUCUCAAUCAAAGUGCACAAGUUUGGUCAUACACUGGUGACGAAUUGCAAGAUCCCUGGCAUACAACAAACGCUAUCUACUAUCGACAUGACCUAUUCUCACUGAUUUCGACGAAGACAUUUUGGUUCAACGAACAUCCAUCAACACCGGGCGCAGCUUGGGGCGCGAAAAAUUCGCGCGGUUGUACUCGUGCUCAUUUUCAGCAUAAAGUUACACGACAUCCCUUCAUUGUCUACAAUCUCCACAUCGAUUAUCCAUCUCAAAAUGCUCGACAUCAUUCCAUACCUGUGCUUCUUUCCCAAAUACAACAAAACGGUGAUCAUAUUGAUCAAGUCAUCGUCACUGGUGAUUUCAAUAAUUGGCCGGAAGAAAUCGAAGGCAUAACUCCUCUCGAUAAGCUCAUUGUUUUAGGACAAAAUGCCUCAGAAAUUAAACAGAUGAAAACUGCUGGGUUCGUUGAUACAUACCAACAUGGUGAGACGCCAACGUUCAAUGGUUUUCGAAAAGAAGGUUAUGGUCCGAAAAUUGAUUUUAUCUGGAUAUCAUCGAAGAGUGUGUUUUCUGUCGCAGGUGAAACGAAAGUAGACGAUUAUCACAACGAAUACGGUUCUUUUCCUUCGGAUCAUUUUCCCGUCUAUAGUGAUUUGAUAUACAAAGUAUAG